AGCCCAUUUUGAUCCAACCACUCUUUCCCUCUCUCUCUAAUCACCUGGUUCCAUUCACCCACGACUCCCAUCGAACACCCACCACCGCCUUUUAACUACACGCGGCAAAACCUCCAUAGCCCACCUGUGACCACCUCUUCUUCUUCGCUAUUGAAGCUUUCUCCCUCUUCCCUCAGUCUCACGCCUUGGAAAAUAGUUAGCUUAGAAGUACAUUCCAUCUGAUCUUGGUUGCCCCUGAGGAUGCAGCGUCUGAAACUUCCACUACGGUUUCCCAAAUCCAUUCCUUAUGGUUACAGAGCCUUCCACGAUAAGACGCAGCUGGAGAAUGUCGGGCCGCUGGCUUCAAUCCUCAAGUCCCGGGCAGUGGUUCGGUUCCGAGGUCCAGAUACAGUUAAGUUCCUUCAGGGGCUGUUGACAAAUGAUGUAAGGAGGUUUGGUGAACCCUUGAGUGAGAAGACCUCAACAUUGGUCACACCCAAUUUAUCCUCGGAGUCCAUACCACCUAUGUAUGCCGCGCUAUUAACACCUCAGGGAAGAUUCUUAUAUGAUUUCGUCUUGUAUGGCCUGCCUAGGCCGGAUGCCAAGCUUAAUAGGGCUGGGUCGGGACCUGGGGCAGACCCAGAUGAGCCGUUGGAGGUCUUUGCUGAUGUAGAUGCUUCAGUCUUGGACGAACUCUUGAGCACCUUAAAGAAAUACCGUUUGAGGGCUAAGGUUGACAUUGAGAAUGUGGCAGACGAGUUACAUUGCUGGCAGCGUUAUGGGGGAAAGCUAUCUAAGAAGGACUCCUCUGUAGAAGAACCAGAAGCUGCUAGUGUUGGCUGGGGUGCUGGUGUUGAUCGCUUAGGCAUGUCAACUUCACGUGGAGAGCCUUGUGGAUGGCAGUGGUUUAAGGAUCCGAGAUUGGAUUGCCUUGGUUUCAGGGGGAUCUUCCCGUCUAAUACAACACCACCUUUGGUUGAAGCUGACAAAGAAACAGAUGAACAAAACUACCUUCUAUGGAGAAUAGAAAAUGGUGUUGCAGAAGGAUCAACCGAGAUCCCUAAAGGUGAGGCAAUUCCUCUAGAAUAUAACCUGGUGGCUCUAAAUGCAAUUAGCUUUGACAAAGGGUGUUAUGUGGGCCAAGAGCUUGUUGCUCGAACACACCACAGAGGGGUCAUUCGCAAACGCCUGCUUCCUCUAAAAUUUCUCAAGGAUAGCGGAGAAGAAGCAGAGCAGAAGGUUGCCCCUGGCUCCGAAGUGAUUGAUAGUGUUUCUGACAAGAAAAUUGGUACUGUCACAACUCAACUUGGAUGUCGUGGACUUGGUGUCUUGCGUUUGGAUGAAGCUUUUAAAGGAUCAAGUACAUUAACCAUACGAGGCCAGGACGACGUGAAGGUCGAGCCUAUUAGACCCGAUUGGUGGCCGCCUGAAUGGUUGCAAGAACAUCAGCGUCGAAGUGCAGCUGCUUAAAAUUAGUCGCUUUGUAUGGGCUUCCUUGAUCCUGCAAGUCGUUGUUGUGGUUCUAAUACCUUCAUUGAUUUUGUUGAAAGAAAAUAAGGGACGUGUUGUCCUGUUUCAAGAAAGAUGAGGUUGUAUAUUUAAGCUUACUCAUCUUUAGAGCUUACAACAAUGGAGUUUCACAGUCGAUAUGCCACUAGUCAGUUGAUUUCAACUCAUUUGUUGACUACACAAGGUUGUUAAUGAUUAGUGCUGUUAGUAGUUUGAGAUAAAAUGCUAGUUUGAAAACCCCGA
Messenger RNA from Rosa rugosa (rugosa rose), 1731 nucleotides. Its product is annotated as putative transferase At4g12130, mitochondrial. NCBI's taxonomy places the organism in Eukaryota, Viridiplantae, Streptophyta, Magnoliopsida, Rosales, Rosaceae. Gene Ontology annotation, molecular function: protein binding. The record is from RefSeq and is a predicted model, not a curated record. Gene Ontology annotation, cellular component: mitochondrial matrix. The transcript is spliced from 6 exons. The coding region runs from base 241 to 1449 and encodes 402 amino acids.